This is a messenger RNA of Fusarium verticillioides 7600, 930 nucleotides long. RefSeq lists its product as hypothetical. NCBI's taxonomy places the organism in Eukaryota, Fungi, Ascomycota, Sordariomycetes, Hypocreales, Nectriaceae. The record is from RefSeq and is a predicted model, not a curated record. Bases 1 to 930 code for a protein of 309 amino acids. Gene Ontology annotation, cellular component: cytoplasm. Gene Ontology annotation, molecular function: oxidoreductase activity, acting on the CH-OH group of donors, NAD or NADP as acceptor. The transcript is spliced from 3 exons.
AUGGCCGAGAUAUUCUUUUCGUCAGACAUUGCAGAUAAUGUGAAGGGGAAGGUGGUUGUGAUGACAGGUGGUGCGCAGGGAAUUGGAGCAGCAACACUUUCCCUACUGUAUGAAAGAGGCGCCCAUGUUUAUUUCGGCGACGUGGACGAUGUCAAGGGCCGUCAAAUGGUCAGUCAUAUCCAGUCAAGUAUACCGCACAGUAGCGGAUCGGUACAUUUCCAGAAGCUCGAUGUUCGCAACUACAACGAACAACUACAACUCUUCAAGACACCUUACGAAGAGAGAGGCCAUGUUGAUAUUGCAAUAUCCUGCGCUGCUGUCAUAGAACCUAACGGUUGGUUUGGGCCAGACCAACUUACCCUCGAGGCGGUGGAGACGGAAGCCCAGCCGCUCAAGAGUGCCAUCGACAUCAACCUCACAAGCGUCGUUCUCUUUUGUCGACUAGCAAUUGCCUUUAUGAAGGCAGACAAAGACCAGCCCAAGUCAAAUGACUUCUCCAAGUCUAUUGUCUUGCUAUCUUCUAUCGCUGGGAUAACCGAAGCCGCAGGUCUCUUCGCCUACAGCGCUUCAAAGCAUGGCAUUAUAGGACUGAUGAGAUCCUUGCGGGCGCUGGCUUCAGCCAAGUACAACAUCCGCAUCAACGCCGUGUGUCCCUGGGCCACAGAUACGCAGAUGAUCGAUAACGUCCGUUCGAUCUGGGACGAGCAUCAUCUCCCGCUGAAUACGCCCAAUGAUGUUGCGCAGUUCAUCACUCAGCUGGCAACUGACACAUCUUUGAGCGGGAAAUCUGUUCUUGUCGCUGGCGGUAGAGGGUUUGAUACAGAGGAAGGGAUUGAUAGAACAAUGUCUGUGUGGUUUGGCCCUCUUACGGAAGAAUUCUGGCGUGGGCAAAAGGCCUUUGGAACUGGUGAUCAAUGGUCUGAUAUUUAA